GGCCUGUUCGUUUUAUCUGCACUUCUGAACUGGUGCAUUAAGUUAAAGUGAGACAAACCUAGGUUUUCUCACUUCAAUUUGUUGCACCAAUUCAGCAGUGUAGACAAAACGAACAGGCCUAUAGAACGGAUUUAUAAACUGAAUAAUCUACAAGGUGAUUGAAACGAAAUUUGGUGAAAACAAAAAUGAGAUUAAUAUCAAGCCUAUUACAACGAAGUCGUAUGGGAGAGUGGUCAAACAGAUAUGCAAAUUUACCAGAAUCAUAUAUUAAGCGAUGUAUGGAAAAGUUUCUAUGGAAGACACCCCGUGGAAAGCCCAAUUAUUUGCCACGGUCAAUUGGAAGAAAACGAUUUUAUUUCUCUAUACAUCGUCCAUGGACUAUAGGUUUUCAACACGAUAAUCAAUCAGGUCAGAACCUGCAGUUUGUCCAUGUCGAGCCUAUCAAGAACUGGUCUUUCUUUCGUGGUGACAGGGUAGAAAUUUUAGUAGGAAAAGAUAAAGGGAAGCAAGGAAUCGUAAAAGAAAUCUACCAAGAGAGGAAUUGGGUUAUUGUCGAAGGGCUUAACACAAAAUUGGAUCAUGUCCUGAAGAAGAAGGACUUUCCUGGUUUAUAUAUGCUAAAAGAACAACCAUUACUAGUAACCACAGAUGUGCGAUUAAUUGAUCCUUUAGAUAUGCAAGGAACAUCGAUAGAAUGGCGAUACACAGAAGAUGGCAGGCAUGUACGUGUAUCUUUGAGAAGUGGUAAAAUAAUUCCUAUUCCUGCAUCCAACGAGGAAACGAAAGAUUAUAAACAUAUGAAACUGUAUAUGAAUCAACCGAAAGAUACAGUCAAAGAGCAAGUGAUGCAAGUAACUUUUAAGCCGGUGUUAAAGACUUUUGAAAUGGAUAUUAUGGAAAACAUGGGUAUUAAAGAAGAUCGUGUUCCAAAGAAAUAUUAUUGGUAUUGAUCGUCCCUAUAUACAAUUUGCUCUGUUAUUAUGGUUUUUAAUGUACAACUAUAAUAUUUAAUAAAUAUAUUAAACAAACACAAAGAAAUUGGAACAUAGUCAUUUUUCAAUAUAAUACAUACAUAAAAAAACAAUUCGAACGAAAAAGAUUGUUCUCGUGGAUGGAUUCAACGUGACUCAUCUGGAUUAUUUCAAUUUUCUUUUACGUGUGUCGCGCGAGAAAUUUUCUACGCCUUUGACAUACAAUCAAUAUUGUAAAGAACGUCUCUGUUUACAAUGU
Messenger RNA from Harpegnathos saltator (Jerdon's jumping ant), 1230 nucleotides. RefSeq names its product mitochondrial ribosomal protein L24 (gene mRpL24). Gene Ontology annotation, biological process: translation. The coding region runs from base 186 to 950 and encodes 254 amino acids. Gene Ontology annotation, cellular component: ribosome. The transcript is spliced from 6 exons. Lineage: Eukaryota; Metazoa; Arthropoda; Insecta; Hymenoptera; Formicidae. Gene Ontology annotation, molecular function: RNA binding; structural constituent of ribosome. The record is from RefSeq and is a predicted model, not a curated record.